Molecule: messenger RNA, 1690 nt
Organism: Apis cerana (Asiatic honeybee)
Lineage: Eukaryota; Metazoa; Arthropoda; Insecta; Hymenoptera; Apidae
Product: HMG box-containing protein 4
Source: RefSeq, a predicted model, not a curated record
CGUCACCGUUAUUGCGCAAUGCAUUCUGGUAUUCUUCGUGGCAGUUGUUUUUAAAAACGUCUUGGAAAUAAACCAAAUUUGGCUUUUGGACGAGAAUUUCUAUUGGAAAAAGUGUUAAAACCUUUACAAAUGCAUUUGCAUCGAAAGAACGAAAACUUAUUAGCGCGUGAUGCACGCCAAUGUUCGUAAGCCCGCGAAAUCUGAGAAGACGCCGCGGCGCAAGAAGCUCGUAGAGCAACAAAGCAACGCUAUGGAUAUGUUCGUGACACCAAAACGUCAGAAAAAUGACGAUCUAGAGGUCACGGGUAUCUCCCGAAGUGGCCGUGUGAGAAAGAAAUCUUCCAAACUCGUUGACUUUGAAUCACCAGAUGAUUUUACGGAUAACAAGUACAAACGCCAAAAAGCACAGCAAUUACAAAAUCAACAAUUGUUGGACAGAUAUGAGUCCCAACAUAUAUCAUCAAAUCAAUCAAUUCAACAUGGAAGUACUGGAAGACAAAGGAAAAAUUCUAAUUCUAAUUCUAACUCUGGACAACAAAGAAUUAAACAAGAGACAUUAUCAGAUAAUGAAGGGCAAUCUUCAGCAUCAGAAUCAGAUGAUCCCUCUGGGUUCAAUGAAGAUGACAGAUAUAGUAUGGAUUCUGGAAGCGAUGAUGAUGUAGAUCCUCUUAUGAUAGAUGAUAGAGAAGCAGGGUUUAGAAAACUUGAACCACCUGGCCAAGAAACACCUUCACAAGCAAAUAGUUUAUAUAUGCUUGAGAAAUGUAAGAAAAAAUUAAUUAUUAAAGAUGGCAAAAUAAUAGGUAGAAUGAAGGCACAACGUAAAGACAAAGGGAAAACGAGAUUUACCGCGUACAUGUUGUGGGCUAAAGAAAUUAGGCAAGAAUUACUAGAGCAAUGUCCUUAUAUGGAUUUUGCAGCAAUUUCUAAACGGUUAGGAGAACUAUGGGCUACAGUACCAAAUCUGGAAAAAUAUAAUUGGCGCAGACGCGCAAAACGCUUGGCAGCAAAACCUCAUUCUUUACCUGCGAGUAAAGAUGAGCCUGUUUGGAAAAUGCCGCCACCUGCUUCGCGAAAAAAAUUCAUUAAUAAAAUUGGAAAUGUUCCGGUAUCACCGCCAUCAAAUCGAAGUGGUAAAGAUUUGGUUAAUGAACCAAUGAUAGGAACAGGAAUGUAUAAAGUUGUUGGAACUCAACCUAUCGAUGUAGCUGCGCAUCUAAAACUUCUCGGUGAGAGUUUAACAAUCAUCGGUGAACGAUUGAAGGAACAUGAUGGCCAAAUAGCAGUAUCAGGCAGUCUAUCGGUUUUACUGGAUUCUCUGCUUUGUGCACUGGGUCCUUUAAUUUGUCUAACACAACAGGUACCAGAAACUAAUGGAGCUAAACACGAAACACUUUCGCAAAUGCUUGACAAUAUUGCAUAUCUUAUGCCUGGUUUGUAAUAUAUGUACAAAUACUAUAAAAUAAUUUAGUAAUACAUAAUGUAAAUAUAAAAAUUGAAUAGACAAACAUAGUCAUUAAAAUUAUAAAAUGAAUAAAUAAUAGAAGCUAAGUCAUAUAGUUUUGUUUGCUAAAGAAAGAGUUUAGAGUCAAAUAUUUGUUAUAUUUUGUCUGCUUAUGAAAAUAUGAAAUUUUAUAUAAAUAAUAUGUUUGUACAAAAAAUUAUAAUAAAUAUUUAAAUAAUUCUAUAA